UCUCGUUCCUCCACCGAGUCCGUCUGCGUGCCGCGCUGCUGUGAAUGCACCAUGGGAAAUCCUGAACGCACCCCCAGCAUCCUCUUCUGCCUGAUCCAUGCGUUGCCGAUGGUGACAGCAUUCAACGUUGAUGCAGCAGCAUGGAAACACAUGAGUAUGCCCACGCCCUCCUUUGGCUACAGAGUUAUUCAGGAGGAUACAGCAAGUGUGCUAGUGAGCGCUCCACUAGAGCAGUACGGAGGCAAUAUGAGAGGACGGCUUUACCAGUGCCAGCUUCCCACGGGCUCCUGCUCACUGGUGAACAUCAACGUGCCCAGUUCGGCGGUGAACAUGUCACUUGGGCUCACAAUGUCCAAGAGUGAUGUGGGCAGAAAGACGAUGGUGUGUGGGCCAACCAUCCCUAUAGAGUGUGACAGAAUGACACAGUAUGGUGGAAUGUGUUUUGGCCUCAACAGCAGGGGCCGACCAGAUGGACCUGUGCCACGCAGUCUAGAAGAGUGCCAGGCCACAGACAUUGCCUUCCUGCUGGACGGCUCGGGCAGUGUGAGUCCUCCUGAAUUCUUGGCCAUGAAAAAGUUUGUGGUAAACCUGAUCGAAAAGCUCCUGAAGAAGAACACACAGUUCGCCAUUUCCCAGUAUUCCAGUGCUUGCCAAAUCCAUGUGAACUUCAACAACCAGUUUAGGAACAAAAGGCAAUGGGAAUCCCAGGUGAAUAACAUCCGGCAGCAACAAGGAGGAACUAACACUGCUGGAGCAAUCAGAAAACUCUUAAAUGAACUGUUUGUAUCCUCUGGAGGGGCACGGCCCAGUGCCAACAAGAUCCUCAUCGUCAUCACAGACGGGGAGUCCCAAGAUGGCGCUUCCCUCCCCUCUGUGAUAGCUCGGGCUGAUGCUAAGAAUAUUAUCCGAUACGCCGUAGGGGUUGGAGACGCUUUCAAACGUUCCAGUGCACGAGAAGAGCUCAACAAGAUUGCAACAUCCCCAACGGAGCAUGUGUUCAAGGUGGACAACUUCGCAGCCCUGGACAUGAUCAGUGACACCUUGCAGCAGAACAUUAUUGCUAUUGAGGGUACACAGACCUCGGGUGAGGCCACCAAGAUGGAGUUCGCCCAGAACGGAUUCAGUGCUGUGUUCUCCUCCUCCCCUUCGAGCAAUUACUUCCUGGGGACGGUGGGGGCGUACGGUUGGACAGGGGGAUUUCAGCAGUUCUCUGGAAGCUUACAAAACCCCAGCAUGAUGAAGGUCGAUUCAAUGUCACCUGACAGCUAUCUGGGCUACUCUCUGGAUGUGGCCUGGAGGGACUCAACGAACUACAUCAUCCUGGGAGCUCCACGAUAUGAGCACAAGGGCCUGGUGAUGGUCGUCAAGAGUGACAACCACAACAUCAGACAGAGCCUGAGACAGACCCCAGGGCAGAUUGGUUCCUACUUUGGAGCAGAGGUGUGUGUGGUAGACGUAGAUGGAGAUGGCUUGUCGGACCUGAUUCUGGUCUCAGCUCCCAUGUACACAGAUGAUGAGUUUGAGGGCAAAGUCUUUGUCUACAAGUUCCAGAAAGGGUACUUCUACAGUGCAGUGCAGGACACUGGUGUGUCCCUGCUGGGGCUGGAGGGUCAGAGGGGGAGGUUCGGCUCGUCUCUGGCCAGCCUGGCUGACCUGAACGGGGACGGGAUCAGGGACGUGGCCGUGGGAGCUCCUCUGGAGGAUAACGGACAGGGCAGCGUGUACAUCUUCAACGGGAGGAGAGGAGGAAUCAACCCCACCUACUCACAGAGGAUAGUGGCUUCCUCGGUGCGUCCCAGACUGCAGUUCUUUGGGUUGACUGUGGCUCCGUCUGCUUUGGACCAGAGUGGUGAUGGGCUGCCAGACAUCGCAGUUGGGUCCAAAGGAGAGGUUCUGCUGCUCAGGUCCCGUCCCAUCGUUUCCAUAGAAACGACAAUGACCUUUGAACCUGCUAAGAUUCCCACCAGCAUCUCAGACUGCACCCAGCCACAGCCGACUGUGGCCAAGAUCUGUUUCUCCAUGAGGAAGGAGACUCGUGACUCCUUAGCCGUGCGAGGGACGCUCCGGUACAACUUGACGGUGGACGCGACCCGGAAUCACUUCCGCGCCUCGUUCGGCGCCAAGAAACGCUCCCAGACUGGUGCAGUCGAUCUGGCAGUCACUCUUGGGCAGAGUGUUACCUGCACAGAGCAGACCUUCCAAGUGGAGUGUUCUCCAGAGGACAUCCUGAACCCUCUGUUCAACAGCUUGUCCUUCGUGUUUGAGGGACUCCCCAUUUCUCGGACAGAGAACUUGAGGCCGGUUCUGUCUCCCUCCUCAGACACCACUGCCACACACACACUGGACUUUGAGAUCGACUGUGGGAAGGACAAAGUCUGUGUGGACAACCUGAGAAUUGACUUCAACUUCUCUGGGUCCACAGCCAUCGAGGUGGGCAUCGCCCAGGAGCUGAGUGUGACCGUGACGGUGGAGAACAGAGGCGAGAACUCCUACAAUACCCACUUCUACCUCAGCUACCCCCCCGGCCUCUCCUACAGGACCUUUAAAAAGAACACGGGUCGGGUGGAGUGUACGUCUCGAGACAGCGAGGACCGACUCACCGCUGGACUGACCACCUGUGACAUCAACAGGCCUGUCUUCAAAGCUGGCGAUAAGGCCGUGUUUGUGAUUCAGUACGGCAUCGACAGCAGUGGGCGUCUGGGCCAGCAAGCCAACUUCACAGCCAAAGCUGACAGUGGUAAUGGAGAGCAUGACAAAGACAGCAUCACAUCCUUAACCAGACACAUUGGAGUCAAGUACAGCAUCUACAUCAUCAUCAAAAGGUCUGAUGACUCCACCAACUACAUCAACUUCACUGCAGGGGAGAACAACGUGGCCAAACCAGUGCAGCAGAAUCUACAGGUGGUGAAUGCGUGGAGGGACCUGACAGUGACUGUGUUUGUGAAGGUACCUAUCAAGCUGCAGGAGGAGAGCAUCUGGACGGACCUGGACAGUAUAAAGAUUGCUGGAUGUGGUACUUAUACAGACGUGAAGCCUGUGGGAGAUGUCAUAAAGACACUGCAAAAACAUCUCGCCUUGGACUGCUCUGUGGCGGAGUGUAGAGUGUUCACAUGUAACGUCAUGCUGACGGAGAACAGCCAGCGCUUCCUCAACAUCUCAGGAAAUGUGAGCUCCUCUUGGAUUGAGAAGACUGGGCUCAGAGAGGCUCAGUUGGAGCUGAUCACCGAGGCGACCAUGAAGUACGACCAAAACAAAUACAUCUACUUCUCAGACUCCAGGAAGCAGCCCCCUGUCUCCAAGAUCAAGACUACUGUGGAGGUGUACGACGUGCCCAACUUCACCAAGGAGAUCAUCGGGGGCACGGUGGGGGGGCUGCUCCUGCUCGCGCUCAUCACCGCCGGGCUGGUGAAGGCUGGUUUUUUUAAGAGCCAGUACAAACAGAUGAUGGAGGACGCUGGACAGCAAACGGAGGGAGGUCCAGAGGAGUGACUUUGAGUGUGUGUGUGUGUGUGUGUGUGUGUAUGUGUGUAUAUGUUAUUCUCAAAAUAAUAUUCUAUUAUUUUUUUAUUCAAUUUUAUUUGUCAUUAGUAUUGGUAUAUUGAGUUACUUGAAAUAUUUUUUUGUUGUGUUUAUCUGAGUAAGGCACAAUCAAUGAGGGAUUGUUUUGUUGAACAUAUUCUGACUAAUCACAGCAGUAAGAUUUUGUACAGAAGUGGGAUUUGUUCACCUCGUAUAGUCAUUGUGUGUGUAAAAAAAGCUCUGUGGAUACAUCAGUGUGUGUUCCGAUUACAGGGGUCCCAUACUCUGGACCUAUACACAGGGUACUCAUUUGCUAACACAGUUUCAUUUGGACUGCCCUGGUGUUUGGAUUUACGAGAUCACAACAGAUUUGGCUCACAACAUUUCAGACGUGUUUUGGAAUACAAUAAAGUUUUGUUUAGAAUGUAGAGGAUCUAUGUCUCUAUAGCUUCACAUAAUCCAAUCUUUAAAAAGCCAAACAAAUCUUAAUCUGCAAAUACGGCUGCCGCAGACCAUCUACUGAACUCAGAGUGCCAUCUAACCUCCAGUGUAAUGAUGCACUGUAGCUAUGUUCACUAGCUCACUUUGAACUGAACGCCAUCACUUCCUACGGAACGGAAUAUCACUGAACAUGAGAACCCUGCACAGUUCACUUUGCAUUCCACUAAGAGGCGAUCGGAAUGCACCCUGAGUUAAGUAUUGUGGGGACAUCAGUGUGUGGUAGUCUGAAUAAGGCUUUGACAGGACAUUUGUGUGUGUUAAUAUGAGUGAGGUUUUAUGGGGACAUCAGUGUGUGGUAGUCUGAAUAAGGCUUUGACAGGACAUCUGUGUGUGUUAAUCUGAGUGAGGUUUUAUGGGGACAUCAGUGUGUGGUAGUCUGAAUAAGGCUUUGAGAGGACAUUUGUGUGUGUUAAUAUGAGUGAGGUUUUAUGGGGACAUCAGUGUGUGUCAGUCUGAAUAAGGCUUUGAGAGGACAUCUGUGUGUGUUAAUCUGAGUGAGGUUUUAUGGGGACAUCAGUGUGUGUCAGUCUGAAUAAGGCUUUGUGAGGACAUGUGUCUCUGUGUGUGUGUGUGUGUGUGUGUGUGUGUGUGUGAUAGUUUGAGCAAGGUUUUGUGGGGACAUCAGUGUUAGACUGAAUAUGUGAGGAUGUCAGUGUGUUAGCACUUGGCCAUUUCAGGUCUUAAUCUGAUUUUGGGUUUGUUCCUUAAAUCCAGGACUCCUCAUUCCAUCAAAUUAAACGUACAGAUUUUGAGUUAAGUUCUUAUAUUAGAGGUUGUACAAGGACUUUUGCUGACUUGUUUGUUUUCUAUUCUGAGGACAUAAUGUGUACCUUAUGCAGCUGUAGCUUUGAGUGAAUGUUUACUUUGAUUGGUUCGUUUUGGGUCCAAGAAAGGAAUUUGAGUAGCGACUGCGAGAUAAGAACUUGAUUUUGUGUUUAUGUGUUUAUCAGUUGUGAAUAUGUGACUAUAUUUGUACUUAUUUCAUGAAAAAAAAUAAGCAAUAAAGUCUUACAACAAUUUA
Molecule: messenger RNA, 5041 nt
Organism: Sardina pilchardus (European sardine)
Lineage: Eukaryota; Metazoa; Chordata; Actinopteri; Clupeiformes; Clupeidae
Gene: itgam.1
Product: integrin, alpha M (complement component 3 receptor 3 subunit), tandem duplicate 1
Exons: 30
Coding region: 52-3489 (1145 amino acids)
Biological process (GO): cell-cell adhesion; cell adhesion mediated by integrin; cell-matrix adhesion
Cellular component (GO): external side of plasma membrane; integrin complex
Molecular function (GO): integrin binding
Source: RefSeq, a predicted model, not a curated record